AUGCCAAGAAAGAAGAACGGUUUCGAUCUUGCAGACCUUGAAGGCUCCAGUGACGAUAACACUUGGGAGCCUGAAGAGAAUCUGGGUGGUGCAGAAUUGACAAAUACUUACGAUGAUGCUCAGCAAAAGAAAGAUAAAGAUACUGCAUCAUCGGAAGUGCAAGGCUGCCCAGACCUGGAUGUGGUGCCCAGAAAGGACUUGAGUCUGCACCAUCCUGAAUUUGUGAUUGACUUGCCCUUCAGUGUGAGACACAAAAUUGGGAAGACACCUAGGAUAGCUCCAGAGCUACCGCCAGAACCUGAGCCCGAGCCAGAACCAGAGCCAGAGCCGGCGCCAGAACCACAACAGACACCGAUGGAGCCAAUGGACGUGUCUAACACUGAACAGGACCAAACGGCAGAAUCAGCACUGUUGAACCCAGGGGAACAACCAGGUUAG
Messenger RNA from Ostrinia nubilalis (European corn borer), 438 nucleotides. Its product is annotated as protein TsetseEP-like. Bases 1 to 438 code for a protein of 145 amino acids. NCBI's taxonomy places the organism in Eukaryota, Metazoa, Arthropoda, Insecta, Lepidoptera, Crambidae. The transcript has 4 exons. The record is from RefSeq and is a predicted model, not a curated record.